AUGGCGCUCCGCGCAGGGGCCGCCGCCCCGCACCCCCGGCAGCACUCCGGCCCUGGAGUUGCUGGGCCCGCCCCGGCCUGGAGCGGCUCUGCGACGCCCGCGCCACCUCCUGGCUGGCACGGGCCUGCCGCCGCAGCCGUGCCACCGCAGCCGUGGACCGGGGGCUCCUCGGGCCCCGCGGCCGCGCUGGCUCCCGCGGCCGCGCUGGCCUCGCCGGCGCCAGCCGCUGCCGCGGCGUCGGUGCUGGCCCCUCCGGUUGCGUCGCCGGCCCGCGUCCCGCCGGCCCCUGCGUGGGGCACUUCGCCGGGGCCGCAGCUGGUGGCAGGCACCGCGAUCGCUUCUCCCGCCGUCAGUGCUGUGGCAUCUGGGCUGGGGCCAGGAGGAGCGCCGACAGCGCCCGUCCCUGCGCUGUCGUCCUCUGGCGCUGCCGCGGCCGCGUCGCACCCUGGUGGGGCAGCGGCCGGCCAGGCGCAGGUCCUUGCGCCGGUGGCGAGCGCAGCCCCGGCAUGGCCGCCUGUGGUAGCCGGCCCCCAUGCAGACCCGGUCCACGCGUCGCAGCUACUCAGAGCGGCUGAGCCUCCUGCCACACCGCCUGCUGGCCUCGGGGCGGUCGCGGCGCUGACGUCGGGGCCACCCUCUGGCUCGCCGCUGCAUGCUGCGCCGACCCAUCCUGCAACGGCGCCAGCCGCCUGGGCCCUCGGCGUGCAUGCCGCCGGCGCCGUGAUGCCCGCCGGGCAGCUCGUCGGCGCCAUGGGCUCUCUUGGGCCGGGUGCCGUGGGGAUCCCGUCCGCGCCCGCGUCACUCCCGAGCCCUCGCGCGGCUGCCGCUGCCGCCGAGCUUGCCCGACUGGGCGUGCCAACGGGCGCUGCGGUUCCCGGGCCCGUGGAGCUGGCGCUGGUGCGCCUCGAGCGAGCCGUGGCCGCCGUGCACGAGGAGCUGUGCGGCCAGUUGCCCGAGCCGCCAGGCGCGGGCGCCGCCCUCGGCAGCGCGGCCGACUUGGAGGCGCGCACCGCUCUGAGCGAGAAGCGCCUGGGCCAGGUGCGGGACCUCGUGCGCACCCUGAGGACCAGCGCGGGCGCGCGCGCGGCACUGGAGGAGCAGCGGCGGCUGGCAGGCGAGGAGGCCUUGCGCGGCUGGGCCGCGGAGCUCUUCGCGAUGGUGGACGCGGGCUGCAUGGAGUCGCAGGCCCGCCUGCGCGACCUGGUCGAGGUCGCCAAGGUGCCCGUGACGAUUCCACAUCCUGUCUCCGGAGAGCUUCCGCUCGAAUUUGCUAUUCUGAGAGGGCGGGCCGCGAGCGCGCGGACGCUGAUGUCGUUGGGGGCGAAGGUCGGCGACUGCCGCGUGGGGGCGGCCGAGCUGGGUACGGCAGCGCGGCAGGCGGGUCUGGAGGAGGUGCUCCGGGAGCUUCGCGCGGUGGGGCAGACCCGCCAGGGCCGGGACGAUUUCUUCGCGGCGAUUCAGGCCGGGGACGCGGAGAGGUGCGUGCAUCACCUGAACAUGGGCGCCGAUGUCAACGCACAGGACGCGGCAACAGGGCUGAGCGCCCUGGAGUGGGCGGUAAAGCAUUGCCGCGAAGACGCCGUGGAGUUGAUCUUGAUGACGACGCCCGCGGAGUCGGUGGAGACCGCACUGCUCGACAGGGCGCUGCUGGCAGCAUGCGUUACGGGGCUCUGUAGGGCAGCGUGUCUCUUGGUGGAGGCGCGCGGCGACGCUGCAGCGAAAGACGAGCAUGGCUGGACCCCGCUUGACUGGGCGGUCAGCGAGGGCCAAGAGCGAGUGGCGCUGGAACUCAUCGCGCGGAGCGGCGUGGAGUUGGCUGACCGCGGCCGUGGCAGGCGGCACCUGGCGCGGAUCGCGCUUGGCCGCGGCAUGACCGCUCUGCUCUCGCUCCUCGACAGUGAGCUCGCCGGCUCGCACGCGGCCGCGAUGUCCGCGGUGCAGCUGGGGCUGCAGCCGGCGUCGGGGUCUGUGCAGACCGCGCUGGCGACGGCGCUGGCGCCGCAACCGGUGCCGUAGUGCUGCAGCGGGUGCAACAUCGCCGCAUGCCGAGGCGGUGGAGGAUGCGGAGGCGGACGGCCAUGUCCUGCGCCGAGGCCGGCCCCAGCAGGGCUGUGCUGCGCGGGGCGGGCGCCGCCCGCGCGCGGCGCCGCUCCCGGCGAGCUGGCACCGACGUCGAGCCUGCGCUCCUCCUCGUCGUCC
Molecule: messenger RNA, 2199 nt
Organism: Prorocentrum cordatum
Lineage: Eukaryota; Dinophyceae; Prorocentrales; Prorocentraceae
Source: the annotation of a GenBank genome assembly